Messenger RNA from Aspergillus versicolor CBS 583.65, 2106 nucleotides. RefSeq lists its product as uncharacterized. The record is from RefSeq and is a predicted model, not a curated record. Gene Ontology annotation, biological process: molybdenum incorporation into molybdenum-molybdopterin complex; Mo-molybdopterin cofactor biosynthetic process. Gene Ontology annotation, molecular function: molybdopterin molybdotransferase activity. Gene Ontology annotation, cellular component: cytosol; cytoplasm. Bases 1 to 2106 code for a protein of 701 amino acids. Lineage: Eukaryota; Fungi; Ascomycota; Eurotiomycetes; Eurotiales; Aspergillaceae. The transcript is spliced from 3 exons.
AUGGCGGGCCAGCAGUUGAAGGCUGCCAUUCUGGUGGUCUCGGAUACUGCGUCGCAAGAUCCCUCAUCGGACAAGGUCGUCGGGACCUUAAACGAUGUCUUCGCAGCUGCGGGGGUAAACAACUGGGACCAGCCGGUCACCAAAAUAGUGCCGGACGAUAUUCUCCAGAUCCAACGUACCGUGUGCGAGUGGACUGAUGGGCCUGAUGUAGUCAAUUUGAUCCUCAUUAGCGGUGGAACCGGCUUUGCCGUCAAGGAUAACACGCCCGAGGCAGUGACGCCUCUCCUCCAUCGCCAAGCGCCUGGUCUUGUGCAUGGAAUGAUCGCCUCGUCACUGAAGGUCACACCUUUUGCUAUGAUGGCACGGCCUGUUGCCGGGACUAGGAAUAAAUCACUAGUCAUUACACUACCUGGCUCCCCCAAAGGUGCAAAGGAGAACCUUGAAGCCGUCAUCAAGCUGCUACCCCAUGCAUGCACCCAAGCCGCUGGUGCAGACUCAAGAACACUCCACGCCGGAGGGGUGAAAAAGCUCGAGGCUGAAGCCGGAGUCAAGUCUCAGCCGCAGAACGAUCAUCACCACCAUCAUCACGAUCACUCCCACAGUCACGGUCAUGGCCAUGGACAUACUGUCCCUAGGGCACAUACUACACCUUCAGAACGCCGAUCAAAUGACCCCACAGCAGGGGCAAACCGACGGUAUCGCGAGUCACCGUAUCCAAUGCUUUCCGUAGACGAUGCACUGAAACUAAUUUCGGCUCAAACACCGGAUCCAGAGGUGGUCGAGGUUCCCGUGAAUAUCGACUUGGUUGGGUACGUUAUCGCGGAAGAUGUUUACGCAGCCGAGGCAGUACCAGCAUAUCUCGCAAGUAUUGUCGACGGAUAUGCUGUGAUAGCCCCCGAGUCUCCAUCCGACGGACAAACUACAAAGGGAGUUUUCCCAGUGGCGUCGAUUACUCACGCCAAUGAAGGUGGCGUCCUGGCACCGCUUGAGCCUGGCAACAUCGCCCGUAUAACGACGGGUGCUCCUCUCCCGCCCAACGCCAAUGCGGUUGUCAUGGUCGAAGAUACCCUGCUGGCAUCUUCAACCCCUGAUGGUACGGAGGAAGCCACCAUAGAGAUCCUCACUGGAGAAAUCAAGCCCAACGAGAACGUUCGCCAACCAGGUAGCGACGUUUCACUUGGAUCUAAGAUUCUCCAACGAGGCGACCUGAUCACCUCUGUUGGUGGUGAGAUCGGUCUCCUGGCCGCCACAGGAACAAAAUCCGUCAAAGUAUUCAGAAAGCCCACUGUGGGAGUCUUGAGUACAGGCGAUGAGUUAGUCGAGCACGAUGAUCCCAGAUCACUUCAGGGAGGCCAGAUCCGAGACUCUAAUCGGCCUUCGAUAUUGUCCUGCCUGAAAUCAUGGGGUAUCCCGGCGGUCGACCUAGGAAUCGCCCGCGAUACCCCAGUCGGUGAGCUCGAAGAAAGCCUUCGGAAUGCUCUACGCGGAGUUGGAAAGUCCAACACCAGCGUUGACGUGAUCAUCACUACAGGUGGAGUUUCAAUGGGGGAGCUCGACUUGCUCAAACCCACCAUUGAGCGCAAUCUCGGCGGCACAAUCCAUUUUGGCCGUGUCUCUAUGAAGCCCGGAAAGCCAACCACCUUUGCUACAGUGCCAUUCAAGCCAACCUCCUCUACACAGGGACAACAGGAACGCAGCUCCAGGCUCGUCUUCUCACUCCCUGGGAACCCCGCCUCGGCACUCGUCACCCUCAAUCUCUUUGUCCUGCCGUCCCUGCACAAACUCCUGGGACUUGGUCAGAAGCAGGCCGCUUUAGGGCUCACUCCGUCGUUCGGACUGCCUCUUGUAGCGGUAACCUUAACGCACCCGUUCCCGGUCGAUCCAAAGCGCACUGAGUACCAUCGAGCUAUCGUCACGGCGUCGCGGAAAGACGGACGGCUUUACGCGACAAGUACAGGCGCAGAGGGUGUAGGACAACGUAGCUCACGGGUAGGUAGCCUGGCCAGUGCUAAUUCUCUCCUGGUUCUCCAGCCAGGAAAGGGCCGCAUUCCGGAAGGGACCCUGGUAGAGGCAUUAAUGAUGGGGUCUGUAGUUCAGGGCGACUAG